Molecule: messenger RNA, 882 nt
Organism: Morus notabilis
Lineage: Eukaryota; Viridiplantae; Streptophyta; Magnoliopsida; Rosales; Moraceae
Product: peroxygenase
Exons: 6
Coding region: 26-748 (240 amino acids)
Molecular function (GO): monooxygenase activity; calcium ion binding
Source: RefSeq, a predicted model, not a curated record
UCAAAAAUAAUAAUAAUAAUAAUAAAUGACUGAUGAUGAGUUGAUUAGGGAAAAUGAAGCAUUGGCAACAGAAGCUCCUCUUGCACCGGUCACUUCAAAGAGAAAGGUCAAUGAACACUUGGAAAUUUUACUUCCAAAGCCAUAUUUGGCGAGAGCAUUGGUUGCUCCUGAUAUGGAGCAUUCAGCAGGAACGGUAGGCCACAAACACAAAGACCAGAGUGUUCUCCAGCAACAUGUGGCGUUCUUUGAUCAAGAUCACAAUGGAAUAAUUUAUCCUCGGGAAACUUUUGCUGGAUUACGUGCCAUUGGACUCGAUCCAGUUAUCUCCUUUAUUGCAUCCACCCUUAUCCAUCUAGCUUUCAGUUAUCCAACUCUUGAUGGGUGGGUCCCUUCUCCUACUCUUCCCAUCUACAUUCGCAACAUUCACAGAGCCAAGCAUGGAAGCGAUUCUGGCACAUACGACACUGAGGGAAGGUUUAUGCCGGUGAAUCUUGAGAAUAUAUUUAGCAAGUAUGCUGAAAAAGUGCCUGAUAAAUUAACACUCGGAGAGCUCUGGAACAUGACCGAGGCCAAUCGCGUUUCAUAUGAUCUCUUUGGCUGGAUUGCAUCGAAGCUGAAAUGGGGACUUGUGUAUUAUUUGGCAAAAGAUGAACACGGAUUUCUGUCUAAAGAAGAUGUUAGGAGCCUUUUUGAUGGAAGUUUGUUCGAGACUUUAGCGAAGAAGCGCUCCGGUGGUGGAGUGAAGUGAAGAUGGGAUAAGUAGGCAAUGUUAUGUGCUCACCAGUCACUGUUGUUGCCUGUUGUUUCAUGCGAUGAGAAAUUUAAUAAAUAAUUAGCGUUUCUUAUUGUUUGUUGUUGUUAUAGUUAAUAUCAUGUAUUAUC